AUGCCAGAGGCUGAGCGCAGGCGCAGAGCGCCGCCGAGCCAAAUUCAAAUCACUUUCACACUAAGAGCCAAAGAUCAGUUUUCAAAGGAGAGAGGGAGAAAGAGACGCAGGCGGCCGCGCGGCCGGGCGUCGGGAGGCAGUGGCGAGAGGCGGGCGUUGGAGCGCGGCGGUCCGGGAGCCCCGGGAGGGAGCGGCAGCGCGGGCCAGGGCUGCAGGGGGAGCGGAGGCGGGAGGCGGCGAGCGGCGCCCGGCCGCGGGCAGGGAGGGCGCAAUGGCCGGCCGCCGGGUCAUGUUACACGGCCCGGGCCUCGGCGGCCGCCCAGCCUCACAACCGCGCUCCCGCGGCCCGGAGGGGGCCCCGGGGUCAUGCCGGCGCUCGGGGACGCGGAGCUCGGCCCAGCCCGCGCGCGGGGAGCGACGCCCCCGGGAGAAGCGGGCCUGGGUGUCCACGCGCGAUCGCGCGCCCCCGAGGGCCCCUCCCAGGGCCUCCGGUCACCGCCGGGACCGGGCCAGCCCUCCCUCCUCCGCUGCGCGCACGGGACGGGACGCGGAGCCGGGACCACCCCAGCGCCCUGGUCCCCGAGGCCCCCCGCAGCAGCCAGAAAAUGA
This is a messenger RNA of Mesocricetus auratus (golden hamster), 609 nucleotides long. Its product is annotated as ribosomal large subunit pseudouridine synthase B-like. The transcript has a single exon. The record is from RefSeq and is a predicted model, not a curated record. The coding region runs from base 1 to 609 and encodes 202 amino acids. Lineage: Eukaryota; Metazoa; Chordata; Mammalia; Rodentia; Cricetidae.